Molecule: messenger RNA, 2813 nt
Organism: Linum trigynum
Lineage: Eukaryota; Viridiplantae; Streptophyta; Magnoliopsida; Malpighiales; Linaceae
Source: the annotation of a GenBank genome assembly
CAUCUCCCUAUUCUUCUUCAAUUAACUAUUGUGCACCCUAAUGCGUUUAGGGUUUUUUGCAAUUAAGCUUACUUCGUAAGUUUAUUUUGUAUAACUUUUUGUUUUGAUUUGUGAUUUUUAUGAUAUUAACUAAUUUAUGGUUUUAUUGCAGUUGACAUUCCGACAGUUCACGCUUGGGUUACAAUGGAAUGGUUAUACAGAAGAGACCCAAAAGGGGGUACGUUACGUCGAUGGUAAAUUUCAUAAAGUGAAGGUCGCUAAGAGACCGAACCUUGAAGAGCUCCAUAAAAUGUGUAUUGAGGUUACUUGCAUGGAUGGCACGAGGAGAGUGGAUCGUAUGGUGUAUCGAUAUCCAAACAGACAUGGCGGGUCGUUGUGGCAUGAGGAAUUCCUCAUAACCACUCAGGCCGAAGUAGAUGCCAUGCUUGAAUUUUUUGAACGCCAAUAAUGUUUCUAAAGCAGAGAUGUUCGUUUACACCUGCCAUCCACCUGCGGUCAAAGGCGGUGGAUGUCAUUCUGGAUAUGGCCAAACAUCUGGUUACCUUGGUGGAGAUGGAAUAUAUGAAGAUCAUCCUUAUCAAGGUUAUCAUGAUCCUCAUUCUUACCAUGAGUACCAAGAAGGUGGUGAAUAUCAUCAUCAAUCAUUCCCAUCGUAUGAAGAAGAAAUCCAACGGUACCAUGAUCACCAAGAAGAAGGCUACCAGUACCAACCCGAGUACAACUUCCAUUCAGGCGGUGGUAGUUUUCACAACUACCAUUACGGAGCUAAUGAAGGUGCAUUUCAUGAUCUGGAUCAGAUGGAAGAUGUCCUGCCAGCACCAGUUAAUAAACCCUCCUACGACGAAGAAGAAGAAGAAGAAGAAGAAGAAGAAGAAGAAGAAGAAGAAGAAGAAGAAGAAGAAGAAGAAGGCAAUCUCAGUGCAGAUAGCUCCGACCCUCUUGAAGGUGCUUAUGAUUCAGACCCAGAGUCAGACUCAAAUGAUGAUGAGGUGUCUCGUGACCGUGUACCUAUCUUGUACUACAGUCACAUUCCAAAUGAGAAUUGGUAUGUCGACGCUGACAUGGAGUCGCCAGAGGUGCAAUUAUGGGGUCCACUCACUAGGUUUACGAAGGGCCAACAAUUUGGUUCGAAGAAAGAGGUGCGACAUGCUAUUGAGGCUGAAGCAAUGACUCGGAGUUUUGAAUAGCGUACAACUAAUUCCAACGCGAACAAGCUCAUUGUUAGACGUCGAAAUCAACACGAGGGACGCAAGGCUAGGGUCCAUGCCAUCAACAACAAGAGAGUUGGAUAUUGGGUCAUAUCCCGUGCGGUUAACACUCACACAUGAAUUUAUUCAACUUCUCAGGCCAAUCAUCAGCUCCUUGGCGACCAUCUCGGUGGUGGAAAGCCUGUUGACUUCCGGGGACUUCCAGAGGCAUGCAUUGCUCCCGACCAAAUUGUCAUAAGCAUCGAUCGAUCAGAUGCCACUCCAUAAUAUGGUGACAAAUGAGAGGGACUCUCGCGCACCAUUGAUUUUCAUGCCUAGGGAAUUGUUUCAAAUGACAGUUAACGAUGUUCUCAGGAUAAGGAGCGUAUAUGAUCUACAAAGGUUAUGAUGACAUAAAGUUAAAUGUAGUUGUAACAUACAUGUCGUUAAUAACAAGUGAAGAAGUGUUGAAUUAUUAUAGUUACCUCUCCUUCGCAAAGUCUCUUUAGCCUCCUACGAUACUCUGUCAACUUGUGAUCGGAAAGGUUGUCGCAUGUUGUGGCUCCAACCCACCUUAUUAAUAAGGACAAUAAUAAAAUGUUAUAAUCAAAUAACUCACUAAUGGGUUAUGGAAAGCAUGAGUGGGUAUGAGUAGUUUACCACCAACCAUAAGCUUCGAGUCGUAGGGGAUGAUUGGGACCCCAAUCCUUGUCGAGAGGUUGGACCGGUGCAAUCCAUGGCAGAUGCUGCCAUGCCCAAAACUGGACAAUGAACAUUGCUCUGCCAACCUCCUUCGCGGCUUUGAGAGAUGCAUUACAUAAAUGGUGGGAGAUAUGAGCUAGGCAAGCGGAUGCCCAGCUCAAAUUCCCCAUCGCAUCCCAAUCACCAAGGAGGAUCCCCAGCCACCCAUAGCUAAUUAAAUUUUUGGAUUUCUUGAGGAAGAAUACUCCUCCGAUCAUACCUAUGAGAUAGACACAAGCAUAUCUUUCCUUCUCAAACUCUGAACUUUCCUCGGUUAAGGGGAUCCCACCUUGUGUUGGGUCGGGUCGGUUCCUGAUAUCCCUAGUCAACUAAGUGAUUGAUACUUGACGCUUCCUCAAUGGUGCAUUGCGAUCUUCCGCAUCAACGCUUUCCUUGACUGGCACUCGGAGGCCCAAAACUCUGUAGAUAAAAUGCUGCCAAUCGGUCAUCCCACCAACAUCUGGUGGUGCACGACCGCUUACACAUACCGCAUUGCCGUCGAUGGGCAGAUGAGUUAGGAUGGAGACAUCCUUUAGUGUGAUGGUGCACUCUCCUUCACGAAAACUGAAGCAAUGUGUCUCCUUUCGCCAUCUCUCCACCAAUACGGUGAUGAGUUGACGUUCGAUCUUUAUCCCAUAGAAGGGCCUAAUCGACUCCAACCUUGCCCAUUUGAAAUAGGGCAAGAUUACGUCGUUAUAUGCGAGCACAUUGGUCGUACCCCUAUAGCGGAUUGCAUGUUAUGCAUCCUAGAGAAAAAUUUAACUAUCCCCAUAAGUAUACUAUAAUAAACAAUUAUAAAUUUAUUAUAACAAAUAGUUUAAAUAAACAAUAAUUUAAUCGAAGGACAAUGCACAUUGAAAACAGUAAUAAACAGUUUAAAUAAAC